AUGGACAAGGUUCUUCAAGAAAUCAAGACAUCUAUGCAUCAAAAAGGUGCGCUGCGGGAGUGGGAGGAGAAGGUGAAGAAACACACUAGCACAUUUACAACCACUUUAGAUCACUUAAAAGAUAACAACUUCGACUAUAUUAAUAAAUCACUUAAGAAGCUUAAUGAUGUAUAUGGCGAUUCACUUCGUAAUGUACCUGCACUGUUGCAGACGUGCUUCAAUGAAGCCAAAAAUUUGCAUGACGUCUUCAAGUUGGCAAAAACGUAUUAUAUGGAUCUAGAUCCAACAUUAAAAGAUAAGUUGAAAGAUUCAUUUGAUUAUAUAAAUUUGCAGGUCAAGGAGUUCGCGGCUGCGGCACAGAACACUGAGCUGAAGGCGUUGCUAGUGUUUAGCGAAGAGCGGGCAAAAUUGCUAGAGAAAACGGUGAAUGAUAAAGUGAAGUACCGCACAAACCAGUUGGGAUCGGACAUAAAUGAUGCCUUCGAAAGGCAGAUUGGGAAGCCAAUUGAUGAUGUGAAUGAGAAGUUGACUGCAGUUCAUGCUGAUUUGGGUAAGUGGAUUGUGGCGGCGGAGAAGUUUAUUCAAAUGAUUCAUAAUCAGGUUGAUGAUAUUAUUAAUGAAGUCAUGUCCAGUGCAGCAAAUCCUUGUGGAAUUAGCACAGCAGCCGGUAAGUUAAAGGAGGAUGCUGUUAAAUUGUACACUGAAAUGCAGGAGGCUCACGGGUAUAUUGCUGAAAGGGUGCAGAGUGCUUUAGGUGUAGUGGAUGCAGCACUUAAAACGGCGGUAAUGAGUGAUUUGAAGCAACUAAGGGAUAAAAUAAAACAGACUGUUGGAGAGCAUAUUAGUCGGUUGGGACUGAGCAUUACGAGUAACCUCAAAGAUCUUACUGAUACGAUUGCGCAUCAGCAGAAUAAGUCUGGAACACUGUAUGAUAUUCAAAAUGCCCUGCAGGGGUACGCGUCGAGUUUUGAAAAUAAACUCAAGGAUGCGAUUGAGACAAUGGUAACUAGCAUGGUGAAUGAGAAAGGCGGGGCUGUAGAUACGUAUGUUGGGAAGUAUGUCAUUGACAAAGGAAAUUCCAGUCUAUUGAAUGGAAAAGAGAACGAUAUUAAAGCAGCCAUUUUGCACUACCUCCCAGAUAUUAUUAAGCAACUAGUUGAGGAGAGUGCCGGAAAGGCUGGCCUUUCAUCCACUGCCGAGUUUAGCCAGAUUGGUAGUAGCUUGCAAGAUUUUGCCAAACGCUUUGGGAAGCAAAUUAAAAGUGAACUUAGUGGGAAGACCAAGCUUGAAGAGAUUGCCGAGCAGAUCGCAGGUAUGGUCGCAACCUCCGGGUCUACCAAAAACGAUUAUCUUCAAACGGCCCUUGAAAUUAUUAUAUUUGGGGUGUCGACGGCUGCAAAAGGAUUAUCAGAGGAAAUAAAGAAUUUCUUGGAAGCGUCCAAGAUAAGUAACCUGGCACAGGCUAUAGAGAGUGUUAAAACACUUGGAGAAAAGCUUGAGAACGCCGUUACUAGAGCUGUUGUUCCCAGUACUGGCGCAUUUAAAGAAAGACUUAAGGCGCAGGCUGAGGGACUUAUUGGGACUGAAUAUGGUAAUGGCAGUGGAGAUUUUAAAAACGGCAAUGGAUUUACGCCGACUUACGACACUGCGAAACUUCAGGUCACUCAGCCUUUAGAUUUAAUACAGAAUAACGGAAGUGGUCUGAAGAAAAUCAAGACUGUUAUGGCCGACGAGAAGGGUAGUGGCAUGAAGAUCGAAUCUUCAACUCUCCAGGAGUUACACAGUAUAGUCACCCAAAGCCUUGAACAAUUGUGCAAAAGAAUCGAGAAACUUGCCGGGAAGGAUUCCGGAUAUAGCGGUGUGAAGCAAAAGUUGCAACGUCUGAGUAAUAUAAUUAAAGACAAACUCUAUGGAGAGGAAAAACAUUCCCUGACGGGAAUACAGACGCGUCUUAAUAAGAUCCUGACUGGCAGCGGGGAUAACACUCUACAAACCAUAGUGCAGAAUGCCGGUGAGUUCUAUGACAAAAUAAUAAAAACGGAAGCUGCUAGAGCCAUUAAAGAGAUACAGCAGUGUGUUUCUGACGAAGUUGCGAAAGUGACUGGCGACAUACAAAAAGAAGCAAAAACUGACUACCAUUUUAGAAUCAAUAAAAUGUUCACGGACAUGGAAACUAGAGUGCAUUUUGCAAUUACCAGCAUUAAGCGUACCAUACACGAGGAUUCACAUGGCGGUGUGAAAGGCUUAUUGAAAACUAUGAAGCACCAUAUUGACCCACUCAAGGAGAUAACUCCCGGUGCAACACACCCCGCCAAUUUCCAAUCCCUCUCCGCCAAAUCCCUCGCCUACCUGAAACACAUCCACACUUACGUCUCCGCCGACCUCCCCAAACACCUCCCCAACUCCCAAUACCCCUCCCAACUCUCCACCAUCCACUCCAAUCUCUCCCAACUCCUCUCCCACCUGCGCGAGCAAAAACACUUCGACCACCAGGUCCCCGGAAUGCUCCAAAAACUCAAGGCAUCCGUCCAAGCACUCCACUCCACAAACUUCGGCACCCCCGCGUAUCCCGUGCUCGACGCUUUCCCCAAGAGCCUGGAGCGCUUCGUCGAGCAGCUGGAGAAGGGGUAUGUGAACAGGUAUGAGGGGCUCACUGUGGAUUGGACGAAGAGAAUAAAUGGGAAAGACACUCCGUCCGAAGACUCUGAGCGAUGCGCUAAAAUUUUUGUCAGCGUGUUUCCCAUACUGUCGACCAAUUUAAGUAAGCUCAGGCGCAUGUGUGAUGCUGCCUGCAAAACUGAUCGGAUUAAUCACUACACGGAGCUUGGAACAUUCUUCGCCGACGGAGGUUACAAGGUAUCCGACAAGGACAAGCAAAACGGCGAGUUGCAGGACAAAGAAGGCAUGAGGGGAUCGGAAAUUAAUGGCCGCCUUGUAGGUACGUCUGAUAAUGUUUACUACCCCGACGAAAAUGGUAAACGUGCGCUUGAAAUUAUAUACGAGUGUCUCCCUGCCUACUUUCAAGUAGGCCACAUCUCCACAUUCUCCGCUAAUAAGCUACCAUGCUCAGUCUACGAAAUGCUCGCAUGGUGCUCCGGUUUCCAGUUUAGUCCCGUAUUUGAGAAAUUUGAGCAGCACAUUAAUUCCGAGUUCACGGUAGCCGAUAAAACUAAUCCGUCCAUUAAAACUAUCAAGCCAAUUGAAGCGUCGCCGUCAAAUGUCACUAAUGCCGACACAGUUAAAGCCUUGACAGAGAUGUGUGAGAAGGCGUAUCCCGUGCUCACUUCCAUACUGGGCAAUGGGCACGCCAAUGGUGUCUACGCCGUUGAGUUCUCCAACAAUUCACUGAGAUUGUACUACCCCAGUUCCAUGGUACAGUUGCUGUGUUUGUUGUAUGAGAUUGCCAAACGGCUGCACCAACAGCUCCAAUUCCUAUAUCAGCAAUGCAGAUAUGACUCCGACCAAAGCGGUUGGAGAGACUGUUGGUACGGUAACCAAAUUGGUGGUUCGUCAUUCCAGUGUAACUCUAUCCGAUGCGCUAACCAAGAGUGCAAGCUAGGUGUCAACCAAGGUGCUACCCAAAAGGGUUACCAAACAGCUGACCAAACAGCUGACCAACGCUGCGACCAACACCCUAACUGCGGCAUUAAAUCGCCACUUCAGUCUUUCCUAGAAGACGGCCUCGUAGGUUACUUGCCGCAUAAUGUGUCAUUUAGAGGGACAAGCUUUUCAUGUUCCUCCUGUCCUAGGUCGUCUAGUACGCCAUGUAAGACGCCUAUGGGAUUCAGUGAAAUCGCCGUUACCGCGUCUCACAGGAAAACAGGGAAGUAUAUUUACGAUGUGCUUCAUGAUUUCUGCAGCCGAUCUAGUAAGCCACUCAGCAUGUUAUGUCGGUAUUUGCAGUGUCUCCUCCAUCGCACCCCGCAGUCACUUGAUGACAUGUGGGCAUUCUACUAUAAUUUCCUUAAUGAAUGGCACGGCAAAGGCAGACGUGACGAAGUAGGCUUGAGACAUAAGAGAGAUGCAUUAAUGAAUGCCGUCAACGAAGCGAAUUUCAAACGUGACCAUGACGGCCUAAAUGUUAAUUCCUUAUUUUACAGCACUCACUCACGAAAAUCUGGAAUACAUUCUACCGGUGAUCUCGUCAGCUUGGUUUGCACUUCUGGCUACAAUGGAAAAUGCGGUCCGUAUUUGCAGUCCCUCAAUAACGACAUCGCUGGCAUAUAUUCCAAGAAGUAUGCUGGCAGAUAUUUAUCAUGGAUCGUUUACCUCACCGAAACAUUCUACAGCUUACUCCAAAGUCUCUACGAGGAGUGCAAUAAAACAUGUGGCGGUGAUAAGGCAAGAUGCCGUAUUGCAAAAUGUCCACAAUCAUGUACAGUUACCGAGAAAUCACCAAACUCAUAUCACCAGUCCAGUUGCAGUUCAAUUAUAAAGUGCAGGAAUGCGUCAUCGGUAUUAUGCAGAUAUGGAUUCAUAUUCUCGGAUCGGAGGACGCUGAGUGGUAUGGAGCACACGGAACAGAGGAGGACGUGCAAUGAUUUUUGCAGCGUGCUGAAGAAAGUGCUAGAUGAGAAGUCUGUUCUUGUCAAACUCUUCAGCACUAUAGAUGAAUUCAUGAAGGAGAUCAGAUUCCCAUUCAUGUCUUUAUUGUUAGCCCUCUGGUCGCUGUCGCUCCUGUACCUGCUGCACAUCGCCGUCGUCCGCCUGGACGUCCUGAGGAUACGCUCCCACCUGAGAUCACCCGCAAGCCACCGCAUCGCCGCGCAGUCGCUACUCGCCGCCGCACGCAUCAGGGCACUCGCCAACGUCAAGUACUUCUCACCAUAA
Messenger RNA from Babesia ovata, 4830 nucleotides. RefSeq lists its product as uncharacterized. The coding region runs from base 1 to 4830 and encodes 1609 amino acids. Lineage: Eukaryota; Apicomplexa; Aconoidasida; Piroplasmida; Babesiidae. The record is from RefSeq and is a predicted model, not a curated record. The transcript has 2 exons.